UCAAACAAAUCGCCUAAGAGUCAUUCAUCAUUGCAACGGCACAUUCCUUCCUUGGGAGAAAACAGUUGUCUUCCAUCUGCAGGUGGAGACAGCGCGCUGUUAUCGCGAGAUCUGGAGGAAUUCCCGGAGCUCCUUUUCCAUUCCCUCUCGCUCCGUUAGAAAAGAAGAAAAUAAACGCACCGCGGCUAACCGGGCUGGUUAUGGAACGGAACCGCACUGUGCUCUCCGCCACGGCUGAAUAGGUCGUUUGUCUGGACGCGGGACCUCUGUCGGGAGAAAGAGGCAGAUUUUAAACCGAUCCUUUUUUAUUUUAAGUGGAGUUGAAGACGGGAAGCUGGAAAGGAUUUUGUCAGCAAGCGGAUCUGCGUGCUAGCCGAGCGCUAGCCGCUGCGUAGCCGAGGGGCUCUCGAUGAACUUCGCGUGGAGCGACUACUGCGGAUGGGGUAGCAGCCCACAAGCUUCGCCGUGGGCCCUUUCCUUUCCACCGGAGGGGUUUCUGCCCCGUGGACGCGCUGCAUCCUAGGCUGUAUGCAGUAGUGGGUCAAAUGUUGAAUUUGACGGUGAACUCCUCGUCUCCCAAAUUGAUGUUUUCCUGACUAGCUAACAGGAUAUUAGCCGCCUCCCUACAACUUGGCUUUGUGGUCGCAGGCCACGCACCGAGAGGCUGUUAUUGAUGACGGACUGAGGGGGAAAUCUGGCGGAACGGAGGCGACGCUUCACGGGGAUGCAGCUCUGAAAGAAAGUGGUGCCGAAAACUUUAGCCCCUCCGUUGCAAGCGGACAAUGUGUCGAAGUGUGUUUUCCAGGCGGCGAUAGCGGACACGUAGAGAGGCAAAGAUCCGGAUUACACCCCCUGCAAAAAACCACCAACGAUGUCCGCCGCAAAGGAGAACCCGUGCAGAAAGUUCCAGGCGAACUUCUUCAACAAAAGCAAAUGUCAGAACUGCUUCAAGCCUCGGGAGCUGCAUCUGCUGACGGACCAGGACCUGACGCAGGCUAAACCCAUAUAUGCUGGAUGGCUGUGCUUGGCUCCUGAGGGAACAGACUUUGAUAAUCCAAUGCAGAGAUCUCGGAAAUGGCAACGGAGGUUCUUUGUACUGUAUGAACAUGGUUGUCUGCGCUUUGCACUGGAUGAGUCGCCAAGCACACUGCCUCAGGGCACAGUGAACAUGAACCACUGCACAGAUGUCAUCGACGCAGAGCCCAAAACAGGCCAGAAGAACUCGCUGUGCAUCAUCACCCCUGAACAGGAGUACUUCAUCAGAGGAGAGAGUAAAGAAAUCGUCAACGGAUGGAGUGAACAGCUGAUUGUUUAUCCCCGGACCAACAAGCAGAACCAGAAGAAAAAACGUAAAGUGGAGCCUACAACCUCCCAGGAACCAGGACCUGCCAAGGUAGCUGUGACUGGUUCUGGGAUCCCCGAAGCAGAAAAGGUCCCUGACUCAAGUUCUAUCAUUUGGCAAGAGGAGUUAAAUCAGAGAGAGGCUGAGGGGGGAACAGUCUGGACUGCUGCUGACCAGCCUUCAGGGUCACCACUGCCCCCUACAGGGGACGUGGGGUCUGUUGGUCCCAGCUCCGAUGCAGGCUCUGUGAAUGGGGACAAUGUAGACUGGAGCAGCCAACCGCUGCUUGGCUCUGCACCUCAAGCCCCCGGGGAUCUCCUCUCCCCAACAGGCUCCUGCUCCAGCUUGGGUGGGGUGCCGCGCUGCCCGUCUCCUGUGCCCAGCGACCCCUUUCCCUCAGGAAGCUCUCUGCUGUCCAACGGCUCUCACAUCAGCGGUUCCGUCAGCUCUCUGGACUCUGAUGCCAGUGGCAGUACGGUCACCAGCAACGACAGCCACCAACCAAGCCACCGGGUCGGACAUCAUGACACAACGCGGGCCCGCCGCAUGGAGGCGGAGGCCAGAAAGGCUGAGAAGAGAGGCCGGUUCAGAAGUCCUGAAAGGCAGGAUAGAGAGGCGGUCUUCAGCCCUGAAAGGAGUCGCUCUGGUGUCAUUGAAAAGUUGGAGGCUUUGGAGCUGGAAAACCCUGAGAAGAUGGAGGUUGAAGAGGCGGGAAGAGGCGGCGGCAGACAGGGCCGCAGCGAGUAUAGGAGUUACAGACAGGAGCUGAGGCAGGACCCAGAUCCAGGUUUGGACUUUCCCUCCAGGCUGCCCCCCCUGAGAAGAGCCAAGUCUUUGGAUCGAAGGACCACAGAGUCUGUCAUGACGCCAGAUUUGCUCAACUUCAAGAAAGGAUGGAUGGUAAAACUGGAUGAGCAAGGCCAGUGGAAGAAGUAUUGGUUUGUGCUGACUGACCACAGUCUGAGAUAUUACAAGGAUUCAAUCGCAGAGGAGGCCUCUGACUUGGAUGGGGAGAUUGACCUGUCAACCUGCUACAGUGUCACAGAGUAUCAAGCUCAACGAAACUAUGGUUUUCAGAUUCAUACUUUGGAUGGAGUUCACACUCUCUCAGCGAUGACAGCAGGAAUCCGCAGGAAUUGGAUCCAGGCAGUAAUGAAGAAUGUCAGACCCUCCACUGCCCCUGAUGUGGCCAGCUCGACUGAAGAUCACGGAUCUUUUACUCCGUUGGAGGGUCUGGUUAGACCGGAUGUAGCUCAGGACUUGGCCUCUUCAGAGGCGUCUUCUGUGGCCAGAGAACCUGCAGCAGGAGUCGCGCGGAGCCGAGCUCGGGAACGCAGACGAGAAGGCCGCUCAAAGACAUUCGACUGGGCCGAGUUCCGACCCAUCGCCCAGGCUCUGGCUCAGCAGCGAGCGCAGGAGGCUGAGGGCCUCCAGGCAGAUGCCAGCGAGCCGGAGCGAAGUCGCAGGAGAGAAGAGCGGCGCAAAAGGUACGAGUCUGUGACCAGCUCAGAGCACAGAUCCAGCACAGAAGGAGGGAGCGUCCCAGACUCCCUGUCCCCCAUCUCUCUGGAGAGGCAGCAGAGGGUAGAGGAGGUGAUAGAGGAGCACUGGCGACAGGUGGAGAAGACGCCCAUCCGAGAGGAGAGGAGGGUUCCUCUCGCCAGCACAACGCCGGCGACCAGAGACACGGCAGAGCUGGAGCUCCUGCUGGACAGCUACAAACAGGGGAUAAAGGAGCUGAAGGCCCAGCUGGAGAGCUGCCAUCAGCAGCUGCUGCACUCCAACAAGCACAAGCAGGAGCUGGAGUUCCAGCUGAGGACGGCUCUGGAGAGAGAGCAGCACGUCCGCUCCGGCUACAUAUCUCCGCUGGAGCAUCCUUUGGGUCUGGAGGCCGAUGUGGCGCCCCAGAUGAAGAGCCCCCAACCGGUUAGUUCCCAAGCACAGAGUUUAACCAAGAAGUACCAGGAGACCAAAGAGCUCCUGAAGCUGCAGGAGCUGAAAAAGCGUAACAUGCAGGCACAGCUUCGCCUCUCGCUUUCUCACUCCUCCCUCAAGGACGCCGACUUUUCGGAGCAACAAGAAGCAGCCCUCCUGGAGGGCAUUCCCUCUGAACCCAUCCAGAAGACGGUGUCCUUGCUGCUCCAGGACAGCCCCGAGGCCAUUCAGGAACUGGAAGAGCUUGCAGCAGAGAAACCCUUGACUGUAAGGGAGUUAGGAAAACUCUUGAAAUGUCACAGCACAGAAAAACAUCAACUUCAGGAGCUUUUGGAGACGUGGAAGUGCAAACAGGAGGUAGAAAAUGAACUAAUGAGGAGCUUAGCUAGAGCUGGAGAGAGCAUACGCGAAUAUGAAGCACGUCUUCUGAACAUGGAGGAUGCAAUGGAAAAGGUCAAGAGGCAAAGCUCUGAGAGUCAGAGUAGACCUCACAGCUCCUCAUCCAAAGUGGAGGACCCCUCAGACAUGAAGGGAGCCGCCGUCGGCUGGCUGUCUCAGAAAGCUGAACUUCUAACAGAGGAAAACGGAGCUCUGAAACAGCGAUGUCAGGAAAUCAUGAACCAGCUGACGGAGGCCGACAGAGAAAUAGACAGACUGAAAGCUGAACUCAGCAGCCAGCAUCACCCCAUGGCGGAGCAGCUGAAGAAGCUGAAGGCUGAACUGGCCGAGAACCAAGCCAGUGUCAUCGAUCGGGAAUAUUAUGAGCGGGAGCUGAAUGAAAAGUCCCUGCGGCUCCAUGAAGCGCUGGUUACCUUGGAAGAACUGGGCAGCACCCUUGCAGACACUGAGAAGAAGCUACAACUGAAAGAGGCCACUUUGAUAGGUUUGGGCUUCCAGGUAGAUUAUUACGACAAGGAGGCGUUCCCACAGAAGGAGCAGCUCACACAGCUGCCGGAAAGCUCACAAACAACGUUUCUGGAGACCAAGGAGAGCCUCCAGGCCGCAGAGCAGCACUGCGUGGAGCUGGAGGCUAGGAAUCGAGAACUAGGUGCACUCAAUCAGGACAUUGAACACGUCAGCAAGCAAAGAGUACUGGAAGUUGAACAGGAAGUAAAGAGGCUGCGGUGCGCGUUAGAGGCAAAUAUGGGCAAAGAUGAACAGGAAAGGACUGAUGGGAAGAGGUCGGACGCAGGACCAAAGCAGGUUGACCACAGGGGACCUUUGGAGGAAGUAGUGGGGAACCUGGAGAGGACAUGUGAGGCAAUAAGCCAGGUUGUGGAGAUGUUAGCGGAGGUAAAUACAAAUGUAGAAGACAUGUUCAGCCGUCUGAAAAGGGCUUUGAGUGAGUCUCACGAAAACCCACUGUGCUUGAGUGAGGUAGACAUGAUAUCAGUGCUAGAAUGGGAGUUCUGGAGCCAGCUGCAGAGCAUCCCUGGAUCAGAAACAAACCGCUGUGAGGCCUGGUUGGCAGAGCGGAUCCUGGCUCUGCAGAGUCUGCUGCUCCUCAAGACCCCAGUUUGUUUUCCAGCCCAAACUCAAAGUGAGCCAGCGGCAGCUUUUGCCUCGGCGUACAGCUGCAUGGAUGAGGAAACGCACGCUCAGGUUCUUAAACAGUUAACUCAGACUUUGGGGGUAAAGUUUCGUCAUUUGAAACAGAUUGUUUCCAGCCUGAAGUCUGACAGAGAUGACAAAGUCCUGUCCUUGGCUUUUGAGGGCUUCGGCCCCGAGCGACAUCAGGAACAGCCGGCAGACUAUCUUCAGGUUUCUCUGAAAGAAGCCUGCUUCUCUUAUGUCAUCAUAAGACUACAAGGCUGGCCUAAAAAAGAGCUGCAACAUGCAGACGACCCUCAACUCUCAGAAACCUCUACAGACGGUGUCCUGGAGCCAGGGACUGAAGGAGAGCUGAAGGACUCUGUGGACGGAGCCACAGAGCUCUCCGGCGUAGUGGGCAGGCUCAGACAGGACCUACUCACCGUCACAUCCAGCUACCAGCAGGAAACCCAAGAGCUGAAGAAGCAGCUCGCUCAGACCAACCAAGAGCUGCACCUCCAGGCAGAGGAGAGCCGUGAAAGAAUCGACUCCCUCACAGGCUGCAUGGAGAGCCUGAAGCAGCAGCAUGAGGCGGAGAGGAGGAAGCUCACCGAGCAGUUUGACCGAGAAAUGGAAGAGCUGAGGAGCAUGAUGAGUCCCGCUUGGAACGGGACAGACCGGCCCACUGCACCGCUGCAGGCCUCAGCCCCAACAGCAUCCACCCUGAGGGAGCGCAUCCAGGAGCUGCUGACCCAGCUGUCCGUCAUGACGGAGGAGACGAGGCGGCGGGAGGAGCUGGGAGACGUCGCCACGCUGCGCUUGAAAUACGAGCGAGACCUGGAAAACCUAAAGGCCACCUGUGAGAGAGGCUUUGCUGCUAUGGAGGAAUCACAUCAGAAGGUGAUUGACGAGCUGCAGAGGAAGCACCAGCGGGAGCUGGAAAACCUGCAGGAGGAGAAGGACCGGCUGCUGGCAGAGGAGACGGCCGCCACCAUCGCUGCCAUAGAAGCCAUGAAGAACGCUCACCGGUCGGAGCUGGAGAAGGAGCUGGAGAAGGCGCGCAAGGCCAGCAGCAACACGGAGAACGCAGACAUCGAGGGGAUCCGCAGGCAGCACGAGGAGGAGCUGUGCUCUUUCCAUCGGGAGAUCGAGGUCUUGUCGGAGCAGUACUCUCAGAAGUGCCUGGAAAACGCCCACCUGGCCCAGGCGCUGGAGGCGGAGAGACAGGCCCUCAGGCAGUGUCAGAGAGAGAACCAGGAGCUCAACUCGCACAACCAGGAGCUGAACAACCGCCUGGCGGCAGAAAUCACCAAAAUGCGCUCCAUGACGUCUGAGGACGGAGCAGGAGACCCCGGCGCCACCAUCCAGGGCAAAGAGCUGUACGAGCUGGAGGUGAUGCUGAGGGUGAAGGAGUCUGAGGUCCAGUAUCUGAAGCAGGAGAUCAACUCCCUGAAAGAAGAACUGCAGGCUGCCCAAAGAGACAAGAAGUAUGCAGCAGACAAAUACAAGGACAUCUACACCGAGCUGAGCAUCGUCAAGGCCAAGGCGGAGUGCGACGUGGGCCGGCUCAGAGACCAGCUGCAGCUGGCCCACGAGGCGCUGGGCGACCCGUCCGCGGACGACGCCGACAGAGGCGGCUACGAUAUCAUGAAGUCCAAGAGUAACCCUGACAUCCUGAAGAUGGCAGCUGCUGCAGCCAAGCGCUCCGAGCGCACCAUGAGAUCCAAGUCUGUGAGUCGUGACAUGCCCUGGGACAGUUAGGGCAGCUGAGGACGGGUAGGCCUCCUCCCCUCUCCUUUAGAGUCUGAAGGAAGGGCUGACGGCGGAGCAGAGGCUUCACCUGUUCGACAACAAAGACACUAAGGAGUUCUGAUCCGGUGCACGGCGUUUGCUGCAUGCUUACAUUCCCACUGUGUUUCAGUUCUGUAUUUAGUAAAGCCACACACUGGUCACCAAACGCAGCUCAUGUUAUGGAGGAACAUGGCAAGUGUCAGUUUCAUGCUAGAGUUUGCAUUCCAUUCACUUCAAUUAACUGUGACUUUCUUUGAUCUUACUGUAAAUAGUUUUUAACGUGGGCGUCGGCCUCGCAUACACUAAAACUGACUGUGUAAGCUACUGUUUUAACCAUCCUAACUGUUGUUGGCCAAAGACACCAGCCGGAUGUUCUGUGGCGCAGACGAAGUAACCGUUGAGUAUCUGACCCAUAGGAAGUAGUCUGUAGCGCUAAUGCUAAUCCCAAACACAAAGUGCUCAUUAUCAAAGCAAAAACCUCUGCUUUUGUGGCUUCACACGACUCGGACGAGAAGAAGCGUUGGGAAGGCGACCGCCACAUGCUUUUGAGCAAAGCUCGCCGACAUCACGUCAAUGAAAGGUUGUCGGCUUUUACUUCUCUGCCGUCGUGGCUCCAGCUGGAACGGACUUGUUUUUGUCGUUUGGUUCAGUGCAGUCCCUUUGUAUUUAUUUAAAGGUUGGGGUUUUCUUUAACCUUCCCAGUCCUCUGUACUCUUGUUUUUGUAAAUAUGAAGCAGAUAUACACCAACUGGUUUAUUAGCAAUAAAUAUUUUUGCACCCUU
Molecule: messenger RNA, 7380 nt
Organism: Oryzias latipes (Japanese medaka)
Lineage: Eukaryota; Metazoa; Chordata; Actinopteri; Beloniformes; Adrianichthyidae
Gene: mpripb
Product: myosin phosphatase Rho interacting protein b
Cellular component (GO): actin cytoskeleton
Molecular function (GO): actin filament binding
Source: RefSeq, a predicted model, not a curated record